UGCUCAUCGCUACGUCUCGAUUUUUAACAUUACUGGCCUAUCACGUAAAGUUUACCCCUUCCAGCGUCCAUUUUCCCGCGGAUUUUGUCGUGAUCGCGAUGUGAUGUUAGGACGACGAUACAGAUUGACAGAUCUCGGUGUCGUGCCGCAGUACACAAUAAUUAUUGAAAAACGCCUUCGAGCACGGGUCGUGUUUUAAGAAUUACCAGCAAAUUUAAUCAAUAAAAUAAAAGCAAUGGAUAUUUCCAUGGAAGAUGAUGACUGUACGGUAGAAGUAGUUUCACAUUUAAAAAAGAAAAAACUGAAACAAGCACGGCUACCAUUUCAAACAUUAAGUGCCUCAAAAUCGCCGAAUAGUACAAACAACGUGCUUAACAAAAAGAGGAAAGUAGAAUCGCCUUUAGAAGAACUUAAAAGUAGCAAAAUGAUAAAGUACGCAAAGGAGAACUCUACUAAAAGCAUUUCUGAAGAAAAAGAAGAGACAGAAGAAAAAUCUGAUACCGAUAGCGAAUGUAUUGAAUUAAUAUCAGAUGAAGAAGAAAAAAACUUAGAACAAAGCAAUGUACUGAAAAAUGGGAAGAGAAAGAAAAUUGAUACCGCACCUAAAAAGAAUUCUUUAACCAAAAGUAAAAUACGAGCAGAAACCUCCAAAAAAUUUGGUUCUUUGAAAAAGUUCCUCAAGAAGGCAAACAAUGAGCCUAUAGGCAAUAUCAUUCGUGAUAGUAGUUCGUACAGAUUAAAAAAUAAUCGAGAUUGUGAAAAUGAGGAAUCUGCGCAUGAGGAAGAAAGUGAAAUCUGUUCAAGCUUGCAGCCUCUCAAAUCUUCAUCGCUGCAUACAUCUGAAGCUAGUGAAGAAACAGAAAAUGCUAUUGUCAAGGAAGGUCCUAAUAUCUGCCCGGAAUCAGAUUCUGAUAUUGCUGUGUUAUCUUCAGAUACCGAGACUCAAAGUGAGUUGGACAAGUCGAGGACAAGUAUAAAUGAAGAAAAGAUUAGGCAAUCUGCAAUCCCUACUACUCCAAAGAGUGACAAAGACACGAAGAUGAAAGUAAAAAAAUUAACACCCAAACAAUUAGAAAAGAAACGGGAAAUAGCCAAGAAAAGGGAGGAAAGAGCAAGAUUAAAAAUGGAGAAGGAGAAAAAACGGCUGGAGGAGAAAGCGAAUCGGCAAAGGGAGAGAGAAGAAAAACAGAAAGAGAGGGAAGAGAAGGAGAGGCUGGAGAAGGAACAAAAAAAGAAGGAGAAGGAACUGAAGGAGCUUAAGAAACAGAUGGAAAUCGAGCAAAAGCAGAAAGAGAAAGAAGCGAAAGAGGAAGAACGGAGAAAGCGAGAGGAGGCUAAGGAAGAGGAGAAGAGGAAGAAAGAGGAGGAAAAGUUGGAGGCCGAGCGUAAGAAGCAGAAGGCGGCGUCGAAUUUCGCCAGUUUCUUCGUUUCCAAGAAACAAGAAGCUAAAACUGCGGAGGAGGAGAACGACGUGGAGGCGAAAAAUUUUAUGCCCUUCGAGGUGAAAGUGGACAUGAGAGUCGCGCCGGUGUGUCGAAGAAUAUUGAGCGUACGCGAAAAAUCACUAUUCGACGAAAAAUGUAACGCGAAAGAUGCGAAGAGACCCGAACUGUAUCUCGAGGAUGUCAGAAAGCGCAGAAUCGUACCACGAGUUUCGUCCAGAACGUGGCCACUCGAAACGAAGGACGACGAUAUUAUCAUAUUAGACGAAGACAACGACGGCAACUCCAAUAUAAUCAGGGAGACACAUCACUUGGAGAAACACCGGCCGAAGUUACUGCAAUUCAGCGACAACCGUCGUCCUCCGUAUUGGGGCACGUGGAGGAAACGGAGCGUCACGAUAAACCCCCGGCGGCCAUUCACGAAAGACAAGAAAUGGUUCGACUACGAAAUCGAUUCGGACGACGAGUGGGAGGAGGAAGAGCCGGGCGAGUCUCUCAAAGGGUCCGACGAUGAGAAGGACGAGGAGAACCCGGAGGAUAACGAAUACGACGUCGACAACGAGUUCAUGGUGCCGCACGGGUAUUUGUCCGACGAAGAAGCGCGGGCUGACGAAGAGGAAAUGGAAGAUAUGUCGCCGCAAACACAGAAGAUGAAGCUGAAACUAUUGGGCGAGCAAUUUGAAGCCGAAAGAAAGGCGAAGACGCACAAACUUCAGCCGAAGAUAAUCGGAUGCGUUUGGCAAGGACCCAGCGGUGCACUCCCGGAUGGUGCACCCACGAAACUCCGGGAGUUCGUGUCGGCACGACAAAUCUGGGUCAGUCACGUAUCGAUAAUACCUUCGUCAUCGGCCUCUGCGGAGAAUAACGGCGUGGCCGGCGAGUGCAAAACGUCGUCGUCGCAACAGCCAUCGGGCCGAAGCGCGAAAAAGAGCAAGUUGCCGGACGAAACUUCGCCCAAUCUGGUCAGCGGGGAGCUAAUGCGAAACUGGUUAGGACGAUCGGAAGUUCGAGUAUCCGACUAGCGAGUGUCUCAUCACGAUUUCUGUGCCUUAGAACUGUUGUGGACCUUUCGUGGUCGAUUUCUCACUCGCUCCCGAAAUGCUGGAAACUUCCUGAUCGGAAACUGCCGCCGUACAGCGGGCCCGCUGUAUUUCUUAUUUGUAAAAAUUAUUGGAAAGAUGCGACGCAGGAAGAGUAGACCUCCUUCUUUAUAAUUCAGCGCUUUGACAAUCGAUAAAACGUGUGUAGCAAUCAGGUUGAAGCAAAUUCUGUCCGACGAAAUGAUCGAAGGUUCUCUCUUCUAUGUAAGAGAGAGGAAGAGAAAUAUGAAUGAGUUAUAAUUUACAAAAUAUAGGGGAGAAUCAUCGAAGAAAGAAAAGGAUAGCGCGCACAAAAACGCAUUUUGAACUCGACUGGGAGCAGGAUUCGCUACAGAAUGAUGUUCUUCAGCGCGCAACGACUACUGCGAACGCUGCGUUAAUAGUAGACACGUUAACUUUCGAUAUGUAUCAGCUCUUUGUAAGAUUUCUUUUUUUAUAAGAUCCUUGUUGCACUAAGUGUUUAUGAAAUAUAUUUUAUAUCGGUGAAAAGGUAUCCUUCUUUCUCUGCCUGCGCCGUCGCGACGCGAAAGACAGAUUCGCCCGUGCUUCUCGCGCUCGGGAUCGCGUUUCGCAAGAGGAGGCACAAGUGCCGUCGUAAAUACCGCGCAAUUUCGCAUAAUCUGUAGUCGCGUUUACCGUAAGUGGUCUUUCACCGUUCACCGUCUCACCGGAGUGUCCUUUUUCUCACCGAGGCAACUUCGAGGGAAACCGAAGUGCGCAGGGCUUCGAUCAACAAACGCCAACCCUUCACGUCGCCCGCAGAAGGAUCGCGUUUCGGAGCGCGUCUUGCAUCUCGCGAUCACAUUCGCGCGCGGGGGAAAAGAACCGAGAGAAAAAAAGGUAACGCCAUUCGUCCGGAGAGGAAGUUUUACAGUCGGUAGUUCGGGGCCGUACCUCCAGGGUGUACCACCGGGCCGCGGCAUAUGGCCGGAAUAACGAAAGGGCGCUCCCCGAGAUUGCGGCAAUUAUCGAGUCACGUUACGAGAUCCGAGCCGUUAAGACGGCCGUAGAAAACUCCGGGCUGCGAGCAGGGCCACGGACGAGCGCGCACGGACGACCGCUGUGAGAGAAAGAAAGAGAGAGAAGAAGAGAGAGAGAGAGAGUUUUAUACGUGAAUUACGCUAAUUUGCGAUGAUUACUUCGUGGCGGUACUCCGGGGGACCCGAGAAGCGACGUCGUUGCGAUUUGCCGGAAGGAACGUGUCGUUAUCGGGAGACGACGCCGCCGCGUAUAAGCGUAUAUAGUCGCCUUAUAUAGUCGGUAAACUAUAUGGCGGGGUCCCGAUUAUCCUACGCGAAUAAAACCGAUUUCGGUACCCGAUGGUCGGAUAAACGGCAACGGGAUUUUAAAUUGCAUAUUUUUUCGAUUUUGCUCGACACAUUUUGAUAUAUUUCAUA
Dinoponera quadriceps is the source of this 3939-nucleotide messenger RNA. Its product is annotated as chromatin assembly factor 1 subunit A-A-like. NCBI's taxonomy places the organism in Eukaryota, Metazoa, Arthropoda, Insecta, Hymenoptera, Formicidae. Bases 236 to 2464 code for a protein of 742 amino acids. The transcript is spliced from 11 exons. The record is from RefSeq and is a predicted model, not a curated record. Gene Ontology annotation, biological process: nucleosome assembly. Gene Ontology annotation, cellular component: CAF-1 complex; nucleus.